AUGGCUCCGAAAUUCGACCCGAACGCAGUCACGUACGUGUACCUGCGUCAGUAUGGUGGUGAGGCCGCCCCGUCCUCCGUGUUGGCGCCGAAAAUCGGACCGCUCGGUACUUAACGCUUUUUGCAUUUUUGCAUUCCCGUCAUUUUGGUUGUUGCAUGGGCCAAUUUUUGAGGAGUACUACGACGCAAUCUAAAGCGCUGCUUUCGCGUAGAGAGCAGUUCCUUCUGUGCUUCUUCUCCACGCAUGAAAACUCACAGAAAUCUAAAUCCCCUUCUCUGAAAAACAACAGGUAUGUCCCCGAAGAAGAUCGGUGAUGACAUCAUCAAGAACUCCACCCAGUGGAAGGGCAUCCGUAUCACGGUGAAGCUGACCAUUGCCAACCGUCAGGCCAAGGUCGACAUCGAGCCGAAUGCGUCGUCCUUGUUGAUCAAGGAACUCAAGGAACCCAUCCGCGACCGCAAGAAGACCAAGAACAUCAAGCACUCUGGUAUAGAAAGCGUCUUUGAAUUUUUUUGGCAUGCACUUUAGCUACAGCUACUGGAUCUGCGACUUGGGAACAUAAUAUGGAGUCUUUGAAUUUCCCAUGAGCAUUGAACACUGCGCUCGUCGUUCUUCGUUGUACUUGGAACAAUGAAAUAGAUAACUCGUCCCGCGGCUCUGAUUCUGCCUAAUAUCCGACUUGAAGAAAAUGCAAAAAAUUCCUCCAUCAAACAGGUAACAUCUCCAAGGACCGUCUGUUCGCCGUCGCGCGCACCAUGCGUUACAAGUCCCAGGCCCGUACCUUCAAGGGAACGGUCAAGGAGGUUUUGGGAACGGCUUUCUCCAUCGGCUGCCAGGUCGACGGGUCCAACCCGAAGGACCUCCAGGAGGCCAUCGACAACGACGAAUGGGCCGUCCCGGAAGAGUAAACUGGGCUGGAUCUCUGUUCGUAAUGCGCACCAGCUUUACAAGCCAGAUAACGUGGGAGAGUGCUGCUGCUCUUCCACGUGUCGACUUAUGACGUAAUGUACCUAAUUACCACUACAUGAUGUGUGAACAACAGAAUGCACUACUACUUGCAUACGCAUUAUUGUACGACAUCGAGUGAAGCGGGAAAAUCGUUGCUGAGUAGAGAGGAACACAUGAAACUUCAAGACAAACAUCAGAACAAAGCUCUGUAGGCACGAUUUGCAUCUCAACGAAAC
This is a messenger RNA of Amoebophrya sp. A120, 1184 nucleotides long. The record is from the annotation of a GenBank genome assembly. Lineage: Eukaryota; Dinophyceae; Syndiniales; Amoebophryaceae.